Molecule: messenger RNA, 1188 nt
Organism: Alternaria alternata
Lineage: Eukaryota; Fungi; Ascomycota; Dothideomycetes; Pleosporales; Pleosporaceae
Exons: 2
Coding region: 269-916 (215 amino acids)
Source: RefSeq, a predicted model, not a curated record
GGGCGAGCCGGUAAAGCCUCGUGGAAAGAAGCAGUUGUUGAGAUGAGACUAGUAACGUCUAUUCAUGCCAGAGUAUACAUUGCCCAGCCGGGUCAUACUUAGUCAAAUAUCGGACCGGCGCAUUCUCCCAUUCGGACCGACCCCAUCAACCACUACAGUACUACCAAACCUACAUGUACCUCCAUCUGCAUCACCACCCGAAAAAAAUUGUUCGACAAUCUACUUUCCAACGACAAACAUCCAUCAUUGUUCUAGUGGCCUCCAGACCAUGUCGCAAAUCCCUAUUCCCACCGGUCUUCAAGAGGACUCGUUAGAGCACACAAUCGAAAUUCUCGCCAAGCAAUUCAACGACGAUGCGUUUCAACGCUACAUUCUUUUAGAUGAACUACAAGGAUCAGAAAAAACCGACAUAGGAGUUGAGUUGAAUCAAGAGGUUUUUGGAUUUGUAGUACCGGAUUUCCUCAAGGGCGGAGCAAGGAUGAUCACAAUUCCUGGAAGUGGUGUGGCUAGUGUGUGGCAACUAGAAGAAAUCACAGAAACAUACACCCCGGAGCCGCACAACCCACCCGCUGUGACCGAACUUAACUCACUGGCCCACCACGCAAGGCAGCGCGCUCUACCACCUCAAGCAACUCACGUGCUACAUCUAGUCCUGGUAGCAAAUGACCGCAGUCAUCCUUCCGCUACCACGCCAGCCAAAGUGAGUGAUCUCAUUCGUCCGGUACUUGACAUGGCAAAGGAAAAAGGUUGGCCAGUGGUCUUGGAGUCGACAUCACCCAGGAGUAGGGACGUGUAUGCGCAUUUGGGAUUUCAGAUUCUGGAGGAGAUCACAGUGGGAAAGGGAAAGGUUGAUGGGGAGGGAAGAGGGAAGGAUGGCGGUGAGGGAGUUUUGCUGUGGGCUAUGAUGAAGUGUUAAGGGGUGAUGUAUGUACCUGAAACUCUCCUCGGUAUGUGCAGCACUGAUAUUGCACGUUUACUACGCUCCGCUUGUAGAUCGAUCGGGUGGCUAUGGAGUUACUGUGGUAUCAGGGGGUCUUGCUAAGUGCAAGGACCCGUAGGAAUCGUAUCGAGGUAUAAGCUGUUGUAUCAGCAUUAGUGAUACGCUUGGGAGAUACCUCGACCGUUUCUCCACUUACACAAAUCAACCGUAGAGCGAUUGAUAAGUCCUCCAUAUGAAGCAGGCAAGCA